Messenger RNA from Schistosoma intercalatum, 2147 nucleotides. The record is from the annotation of a GenBank genome assembly. NCBI's taxonomy places the organism in Eukaryota, Metazoa, Platyhelminthes, Trematoda, Strigeidida, Schistosomatidae.
ACUUUCAAAAGUGUUACGAGUUUCUGCUUCUAAUGCCUCCUUGGCGCUUAUACUUUACUUACGUUUCCAUAACUAUUGGUAGUUCUUUCGUAUUCGGAUAUCAUACAGGAGUUAUCAACGCACCAUUAUCGCUCAUCCAAAAUUUUACGCAGAAAGUUAUUGAUGAAAGACGAUACACAUGUGGCUCUUCAUGCGUGAGAGUGAUUUUAUCAAUAUGCGUAACGGGAUUCGUUAUCGGCGGGUUAUUUGGGGGCCUGUUUGGUGGAGUUUUAGCUAACAGACUUGGUCGAAGAAAAACAUUGUUUCUUCUUUCCAUUCCAACAAUUUUAGGAUCUGUACUCAUUAUGGUUUCGGUGUGCUUGAGAUCAUUCGAGGCUAUCAUAUUCGGAAGAUUUAUAGUUGGUCUUUCUGCAGGUGCUUAUACAGUUGUAACACCUACAUACCUUUCGGAGAUUGCUCCAGUAAAGUCACGUGGUGCGGCAGGGGUUCUGAAUCAAUUUGUUACAGUGCUGGCCAUUCUUUUAUCACAGGUCCUAGGUCUGUCUCAAGUAAUGGGAACGGAUAAAUUCUGGCCAUUCUUGUUAGGUCUUUGUGCUCCUGUUUGUCUUUUGCAUGUGAUACUCAUGACUUUUUGUCCUGAAAGUCCUAGCUACUUGUAUUUAGUAAAGGGAGACAAAGAUGCUGCAAAACAUGCUCUUUUGUUACUAAGAGGUAAGAACUAUGAUGUCUUUAUGGAGCUUGACUCAUUUCAACGAGACCCGGAAUAUAACACUAAACAAUACUUUGGAAUGGGUAACUUAUUUCGAGUUCAACAUCUCCGAUGGGGUUUAUUUGUUGCCCUUAUUCCACAUUUCGGGCAGCAACUCUCAGGAAUCAAUGGUGUUUUGUAUUACUCUGUUUCACUAUUCGAAAGUGUUGGCCUAACCAACAGAGACGCAAGUUUUGUCAAUCUUGGGGUUGGAGCAGUUAUUGUGUUAGGAACAAUUAUGUCAAUAUGUGUUAUUGACAGAGGAGGCAGACGAAUGCUAUUACUCGUUGGAUUUUCAGUAUGCUUAGUCAGUUUAAUUACAUUCACAACAGUUUUGUCAGUUCAGAAGUUCAGUCAUACAUCUUGGUUAACCUACAUUUCUAUUCUUGUAUUAUACCUAUUUGUUUCAGGAUUCUCCUUUGGCCCAGGCUCUGUUCCUUGGUUCCUCGUGGCUGAACUAUUCACUCAAGAAUAUAGAGAUGCUGCACAAAGUGUUGCUGUGGGUACAAAUUGGUUGUGUAAUAUUCUGGUUGGACUUCUUUUCCCUCAACUACUCGCGCUUAUAGAUUGUUUUGCCUUUGUACCAUUUAUUUGUGUGCUCAUAAUUGUGAUUAUUCUAAUUGCUUUAUAUUUACCGGAAACAAAAGGAUUCAAUCCAGUUUAUAUUGAAUCAGUUUUCAAAGCUCAAUGUAAACAUUCAACACUUAUGCCGAUAAAACGAUUUUAAUCAUCAGUUAAAAUUAUUUAAAAUUAUGCAAAUCAGUGCAGUACCAUCAUUGAAUUCGAUUUGUAAACGUCACUUUGAAAUGUUUUAUAUUACAGUAAAAUGAUCAAUAAAAUUAUCCCGUUGAUUAAUAUUGAUUCAUAUUACACUUCUGAUCAUAAAACAAAAUGACUGUUUAUAGCAGAUAUAAUUAUUCGAUUGUUUUUAUCAUUUAUAACUAAAUUUUUGUUUAUUAAUUUAAUAAAAUUUAAUGAUUUAGAGUAUUUUUUUUCAUUGAUUAUUAUCUAAAGUCAUGGAUACAAUAAUAAUAAAAUCAUUUAAUGAAGAAAAUUUGUUGCCAUUUCAUUAUUUCAAUUUUGUUUAAUCAAGUAAAUGGAAAUUCACUUUUAAAGCAGAUUAAAUAAAUCGAGUAUUCAUUAGAUAAUUAUGAGGUUUUUGGUAUAAUUUACUAAAAAAUAUAACCUUUUUGAUUACAUUUUAUUGUGAUUUCUGAUGGAUGAAGUAUCAAGGUGAUGUGCUUGAAUAUCUGGGUUACCUGUUCCUGACAUCUAGAUAUUUCAACAAGUUAUCUGUUUUCUUGUUUGUUUUAACACAUCCUUAUGCCUAUUAGUCACAUAACCUAUUCAGAUGCGUUUGUGAAAGGUUUUUGACAUUUUGCUGCAUAACUUACAAAAG